Messenger RNA from Anneissia japonica, 432 nucleotides. Its product is annotated as leucine-rich repeat-containing protein 15-like. The transcript is spliced from 4 exons. NCBI's taxonomy places the organism in Eukaryota, Metazoa, Echinodermata, Crinoidea, Comatulida, Comatulidae. Gene Ontology annotation, molecular function: protein binding. The record is from RefSeq and is a predicted model, not a curated record. Gene Ontology annotation, cellular component: extracellular matrix. Bases 1 to 330 code for a protein of 109 amino acids.
AUGUGUACGUGUGUUCACGGUGUAGUUUUGAAAGAAUGGCAGGCCUAUGUAACUGUAUGCGAAGUUUGUUCUACCGUAUUGAAGCGCAAGCUUUUCUUGAGUUUUCUGGACCUGAGCAGUAACAAAAUACAUAUCUUAACUGCAGGUGCAUUCAACGGCUUGAAAUCUCUUCAAAAUCUAUACAUGCACAGCAACAAUCUAGUAGAAAUAAAGGACAACGCCUUUCAGGAAAUGUGGUUCUCGCUACAGGUGUUAGAUAUACAAUUUAACAAACUAAGUAAGUACUCAGAAAAUACUUUUCGUCAACUGAAGAACUUAAAAGCUUUGUAAGUUACCUUUCAAUAAUUCUUUAAAAAAAGAUCAUAUCAGAUACUGCAAUUAGUAUAGCUCUCUUAUUGUUGCUACAGAUAAUACUACGAAUACUUGCACUCG